AUGCGGAGAUCCUCCAGCGGCUGGCGGGAUGCCUCUGGUGCGCGAGAGAAUCGCCUGUGUCGAGACUCCGGUUUAGCCCCCCCGUCUCUUGCGGAGCUCCUUCUUCCAACGAAAGCGGAGCGAAAAACCGUUUCUCACGUCGAAGAGGGGCGCGCCGCCAAAGUCUCAACAGGCCAUGGAGAAAAUGAUGAAGCUGGGCACCGAUGCAAACGGCAGGGCAGCGAAGGAUGGGAGGAAGGGAGAAAACAGAAAAAAGAGCUCAAGAAGCCGCGAAAGACGGCGCAUCUCCGCGCAUUCCCUUCUCCACUUCGUCCAGCACGAAGUGAACAGGCGAUGCCGACGGAGGCUGACGGAUACAACCUCUCCGGUUCUGAGCUCUCACGUGUGGGAACCGUUCGCUUGCAUCGCGGGGUCAACGGUACAACUGGGGACGAACAAGCGGUGGGCUGCUGGCGACCUCGUGCAGAAGGCUCCGCUCUUGCACUGAAACGCCCCUUGACGACCGCGAGUCUUUUUUCGUGCUCGCCAUGUUUUGUGGGGGAAGCGAGCGAUGCCGCACGCUGGCCGCCUGCAGGCGCUGGCUUGCGAACCGACCCUCUGGCUGGCGCGCCUCCGCAGGGUGAGCCCCGUCGGAGUGCAUGCAUCGAACGCCCGCGGUCGGCUUCCACAGAGUCCCUCCGGGCGCGUGUGCCGGACGCCGCGAAGUCCAGGAGAAGCUUUGCAGAAGAGCCUCCAGGCGCGAGGGAAGCCGAGCUGUCGCAAGACGCACCGCCGUACCGCGGCGAGCCACAAGCGCAGGGGCAGGCGACGCGCGGAUGGAGCAUCAAGACAGAAGCGCAUGCGCGUGCGCCGCGCGAUGGACUGAGCGCCCUUGGCGAGGAGGUCCGCGGAGUCCUACGGCGCUGCUGUGCGGCCCCUAUAGACUCUUUGAUUCUGGCGACGGGGCGCCCAAAGCCAGAGGCGCGGGAGACAGUCCGCCCGACUGGAACGCAUAGCCAGACGUGGAGGCUUGCGCAGGCGAGCGAAGACGUUGCAAGCGGGAGAGCUCUUACUUCGGUCGGUGAGAGAGUCCACAGUGCGAAAAAGACGCGUCCGCUCUUGAGCGCCGCGGGGCAAGGAAACGCGAUGGACUCACGAAGAACCGCGAAGGAGGAACAGGGGACGAAGCGAGAAAGAAGAGGUCUCCCAGCAUCUGCGACCGCCUUGGCGAGGGCGCGCUGUGCAGCCGAGCUGCCUGCGCGCCACCCGCCUCCGGAGGCUCCGCUCCGCUUUUCCGCAGCCGACAGUCCGGCGCAUGCAGUUGGUCCCUGUCCGUUCAAAGGGCAAUUAAGCUUCCCUUUGCGAGGAGCGCUGCUGCGAGGACAUGACGCCUCUCUCAGCCCUCGCGCGGGCUUGGAGCGGAACAGCCGAGGGCAGAACUCGAGUUGGGUUGCGGCUGAUGCGCGGCGAGAGAAAGAAUGUGAGCCGCAGCCUGGUGACUGGCGUCUUGACGCGGCGUGCGCAGACAAGCGCGAGCAGACGCCCCUUGAAAAGCGGCCAAACUCGACGCGGAACUCUCAUUCUGGCGACAAAGAGAGCGCGUCUGAUGACGCGUGCCGUCCCUCCCCUCGUCUUCAGUCCUCGUCUUUCUGCAUCCGCCCAGCGAUAGGGAAGCCAAGUCAGAGACAGUUGUGCGCAAGGGAGCCGCGGCCCAAGCCGCUAAAAAUCAUCGAUGGCCUAGUGGUGAAGACUUGUUCUUCAACUCUGCGGUUCAAAAAUGUGGGUGGACUGAAGCCCCCCGGCCCGGGCGCAACACAAGUGGAGGUGUCUUCUUCCACGAUUGAGCGUGCGGGCACUCCGGAGACAGACAGUCUUCUUCGACGCGGACAGCCUGAGGUUCAGGAACUCUCCAGGGCCGAGACGGAGAAGGUGAACGCUGGUACGAUGGUAGGGAAGAGACUUCUGUCCUCCGCCAGGGUGGUUUCGAACGCAGAAAAGGAGAGCUGGAGAUUCGAGGACCUGCUUUUACGGCUGACUACCCGUUCACCCCGGCGCGGUCUACGGCAGAUUCAGAAGGAGGUUCUGGAUUAUCGGCGCAGUAAAGCUGGUCAACGAGAACGGCUAGCGUCUGACGAAAACAGGGCACGAGGAGAACAUGGAGACCCACCAGGGGCUCAGGGCGACAAAGUAGUUAGCACUGACAUUCAACAUCUCUUUAGAUUUGGGCGUGCGCAGGACCUUCCGCAGGUCCCCGCGCCGGUAUCCAGCAGGCGAGAAGGUCGCGCGACCUUGGAGAAGGCAGCCAGAAUGCGGGAUACCUCAGGGGAAGCCGAGUGGCGGGCUCAGUCAUGCCCUCCAGCCUCCAUCCUUCCAGUGCAAAGUACCACGAGGCGCGGGAUGGUAGAAGAGCAUGCACAUGUGGUGACGGAGACAGGACACGCUGAUAUGCGUGACGAGUGCGCCGCCUUGGUAGCAGAGAGCCUGACCACCCGCCACACAUCGCCCGGCCGGAGGAGAAUGAACGCCUGCAGCGUUUGUUCGAGUCAUGAGACGGCUGUUCAGAGUGAUGAGGAGGAGUUGCUGAGAGAGAGUCUCCAAGCCUUCCUCAGGCGCCGCAGGCAGGCGCGGGCGACGCGCAGGAAGAAGGUGCGAUGCGCUCUGGAGCAAUUAGGCCUAUCGCGAACUGCAUUCCCCUUUUCCUGCGUUUUCGACUGCAGUGCUCGGCAACGUGAAGCUAAUCGGUUUUCAAUUGACGAAGGGCAGACUGUGCCCAGCCACGAGACAAGGAGCGAAACUGGUAUGGAAUCCGUCCUCGUAGACGCUUUCGGGGACGCUGUAGGUCUUCCUGCCUAUGAAGUCAUUCCUCUGCAGACAGAGCAGCUAUCCACGGACACGCUUGACGAGCGCAUAAUGUCCACGCAUCUGCACGGCGCAAGGUUGCCAUCCGUGUGGACGAAUCAUCAAGACACGGAUAAUGAAGAAGGAAGACUCUGGUGCAGACUGGUGGGUAGUAUGGCCGGGAGUCGACAUGGGAAGAGUCAGGCGGAGGCCUUCAUGCCGCUCCGCGAAGCGCAGGCCAUAGAAGUGCAUGGAGGCGCUAAGAUCCAGAACGACGAAGCGGUCUCCUGCGCCUCCUCUGCCACCGCACAUUCAGCUGUGUGGAAAGCGAGAGGACGCCGUUCUGACUUCGCUGACACUGGAGGCUCUAUGCAGCGUGCGUGCAUAUGCAGGUGUGAUGCCGAGAGCCGCUGGGGGGAAACUUGUUGCCGCAGGCCCAGCAGCGAGCGAGGCCUAGACGUUCCGCGUGAACUCCGGUCUGAGUGCCCCCCGCCGCUCGUGAGGCACCUGUGUUUUUGGGCUGCGUGUCGACUGUUGUUGACACAUGGUGCUAGGACGACAAUUCAUGCUCGGAUAGCUGAGCUCGUGUCAAGGAUCACAGAGGUUCUCUUAGCGACUUCAGUCUUCACCAGACGGUCGCAGAGGCCUGCUGCCUUAGGUGACGACUCUGCGAAUGGCGAUACCGUGGAACAGGGCUCCAGAGAUGGCUUCACUAAGGCAUGCGGAGGGGCAUCCGCAGCUGCUACGGCGGGCUCUGCAAACGAGAUGGCGGAAGCAGCGGCAAGCAUAGCAGGUGAAGGAUUUGUCAAGAGAAGCUGGAAGAUGUCUGCAUCACACGGAACAUGCGAGGCUGGCUGCGGCCUCAUGCAACCGAGAGCUCGAGACAAGGCUUUGUGUUUGGAGCCGACGAGCAAUAGAAGGCUGCCAGGCGGCGUCCUGCUGAAGCCAGCUACUCGCUGGGCGAUCGCUGGCGGAGAGAGAUUGGCUGAGGCGGAAGCAACCGUGCGGAGCCCUCCGGGUGUCGAUUCGGCCGUCAUCCUUCAGUGUGCGGACUGGUUUCAGACGCAUGUCGGGCGGGUGGCGAGCAGGCAAGGGAUCGGGAGCAGCGGUUGCGCGGGAGAGCGGCGCCUUGGAGAGGCGGUUGCAAGAACGCAAACGGCAGCCCUAGAUCGGUUCCAGUCGAGAGCAGCGUGGUACCAGCCCAUGCAGCACUCUCAAAGAAGGUCGCUUCCAUCGACCAGAAUCUAUGAAGAUUCUGACGAUGAGCAUACACUGCUCUUUCCCACAGUAACCGAUUUAGGCCUCAGAAAGGGGCCAUCAGUAAAAGCCAAAUGGCAGCUUCAGCAGCGGUGUCAGACACUCCGACUGGUGUUGCGGUCGCUGCUAGAAUGCAGCUCAUCAGCGUUCCCCAUGUCGAGGCGCACACGAUAUGGAUUAGCAUACGGUCAUUCAUGCGGUGAUGAGUCAAAUACGAAUAGCGAACUGCGAACCGGUGCUGCCGUAUGCUUGUAUGCCUUGCUUCGUCAGAUGUUUGCAGAUGUGCCCGAAGAUGCAGGCAGCCUUCUACGUCGAACGUAG
Messenger RNA from Besnoitia besnoiti, 4395 nucleotides. RefSeq lists its product as uncharacterized. Bases 1 to 4395 code for a protein of 1464 amino acids. The transcript has a single exon. Lineage: Eukaryota; Apicomplexa; Conoidasida; Eucoccidiorida; Sarcocystidae. The record is from RefSeq and is a predicted model, not a curated record.